AUGGCCAUUGAGAAUGAAGGAUCAACAGAAAAAAUAAAUGGAACAUACUGCUAUAUAUUACAUCUUUAUGGUCAUCUUAUUAAUGACCAAAAGGCACUAGUAACUCUUAUAGACAUUCAGGUUUUCUUUGACAUUCUCGUGCCAGAUAAUGAAUCUCCUGAUGAAUGCGAAACAAAAAUAAGGGAUAUUUUAUCUGGUAGUAUGAAGACAUUUUCAGUAGAGAAUAUUAAGAAAGCCAUUCAAGCUAUCCAAGAAAAUAAUUUCGAAACUGCUUCAGAUGAUUUAUACUCAUUUUACCAAAAAGUAGCUCAAGAAAAUGAAAUCAAACUCUCUGGGUGGUCUACUAUAAACAAAUAUAUAUGUAAGAAAGGUAAGCAAACCAGUCCACUUUUUCCGCACGAAUUCUACAUAUCUAUAAAAGAUUUCUGUCCACUGGAAAAUAUAAAAACAUAUGCCUCACAAAUGGAAGAAUUUGCAGAAGUUUUUGAACGGAAAAACAAGGUUUUUAUGAUUAGCAUGACAUUACAUUGGAAAGAUGAUCCAAAACUAUUAAAACAAAUCUGUCUUGUCGAUGUUGAAAUAGAACCAGACCCACCAAGUAAAUCUACUAAAAGCUUUCACUUUCUGUUGGCGAGCAUUUGCCUUGAUAUCCAUAUUGGGUUUAAUGAUUCAGACUAUGAUUGGUGUUUUAUUAUGGAAAGAGCAUAUCAUCUCAAUAUACUCAAAUGGAUGUGGAAGCGAAUGACAGAAAAGUUCAAAACAAAGGAAGAAAUUCUAAAGUGGAAAUAUCGUGAAAAGUUAGGAGUAAAAUCUGAAAAUGAUUUCAUGAAAAAGUAUCCUGUUAAGGCUCCCGAGAAAGGUAAAAAGGAUCUGGAGGAGAAAGAAUAUAUGGGUAGUCCAAUUAAGAUCAAAAUUAGUGUGGGAGAUUAUUUUACUUCUAACUUCCUUAAACUGCCAGGUUGUAUACCGAUUAACAUCUGA
This is a messenger RNA of Funneliformis geosporum, 981 nucleotides long. Lineage: Eukaryota; Fungi; Glomeromycota; Glomeromycetes; Glomerales; Glomeraceae. The record is from the annotation of a GenBank genome assembly.